This is a messenger RNA of Oryza brachyantha (malo sina), 1115 nucleotides long. Its product is annotated as expansin-A1. Gene Ontology annotation, cellular component: extracellular region. Gene Ontology annotation, biological process: plant-type cell wall organization. Lineage: Eukaryota; Viridiplantae; Streptophyta; Magnoliopsida; Poales; Poaceae. The record is from RefSeq and is a predicted model, not a curated record. Bases 37 to 825 code for a protein of 262 amino acids. The transcript has 2 exons.
CAUCACAUUGCUGGCGGUAGUGCCACACGCACACACAUGGGCUCGUCAGCUGCGACGUCGUGCGCUCGGUCGUUCGUCCUGGCAUUGCUGGCGACAUGCCUGCUCUUCGACGGAGCGCUCUGCUUCACAGCGUCGGGCUGGAACAGGGCGUUCGCCACGUUCUACGGCGGCAGUGACGCAUCGGGAACGAUGGGUGGGGCGUGUGGGUACGGGGACCUGUACUCGACGGGGUACGGGACGAACACGGCGGCGCUGAGCACGGCGCUGUUCAACGACGGGGCAUCGUGCGGGCAGUGCUACCGGAUCGCGUGCGACUACCAGGCGGACAAGCGGUUCUGCAUCUCCGGCACGUCGGUGACCAUCACGGCCACCAACCUCUGCCCGCCCAACUACGCGCUGCCCAACGACGCCGGCGGGUGGUGCAACCCGCCGCGGCAGCACUUCGACAUGGCGGAGCCGGCGUGGCUCAAGAUCGGCGUCUACGUCGGCGGCAUCGUGCCGGUGCUCUACCAGCGGGUGCCGUGCGCCAAGCAGGGCGGCGUGAGGUUCACCGUCAACGGCAGGGACUACUUCGAGCUGGUGCUCGUCUCCAACGUCGGCGGCGUUGGCUCCAUCCAGUCGGUGUCCAUCAAGGGGUCCAGGACCGGGUGGAUGGCCAUGUCGCGGAACUGGGGCGUCAACUGGCAGUCCAACGCCUACCUCGACGGCCAGAGCCUCUCGUUCCAGGUCACCAGCAGCGACGGCCAGACGCUCACCUUCCUCAACGUCGCUCCGGCGAGCUGGACCUUCGGCCAGACCUUCUCGACCUCACAGCAGUUCUCUUAACUAAAUUAACUGCGUCUUCAUUUAUAUAUGUGUUUCGUUCGUGUUAAAACCUUAAAUCGAUAUCGAUAUCGGCGUCGGCGUGUAAAGAUUACUGCUAGCUGUUUGCCCACAAAGAUUGGAGCAUGCGUGCACAACUGUUUGGCGAGAUAUAUAUGUGUGAGUUCGGACACCUUUUCGAUCUUCUCAAUGCGAAAAUUGGUGUGUACAGUUUGGUGGUACGUGCUUAGCCAAUGGAUGCAUGGUGGCAUGCAGAUUUGGCAUCCAAUAUACCAUGUUUUUUUUUACUUAAA